AUGCUUCUUACAACCACCAAAACACAUUUUCCCUUCUAUCUAAUCAGACCUAAAACAUCUAAAAUAUCCGAUCUACUCCACACCACAUCAGAAAUUCAAUACCCAUGCAAUUCCUACACUCACCUCUUCAAAUCCCACCCGCAAACCCGCUCAAUCGAGCAGAUACACGCCCGAAUCAUUGUCGAAGGAACAUGCCACUGCAGUUUCUCCGCCACCCAUCUUGUCAAAUCCUAUGCGAAGGCGGGAUAUCACUUGACGGCCCGCCGCAUUUUCGAAUCGGUGCCCAACAAGUCGGUCUUCCUCUGGAACGCCAUGAUCCGUGCUUGUAACCAGAUUGGGUCGUGGUUGGAGGUUGCUGAAUUGUAUCGGAGAAUGGAAGGUGAAGAAAUCGAACCUGAUGGCUUCACUCUUCCCUUUGUCAUCAAGGCGUUUUCUGCUCUUUCGUCUGUUGAAGAUGGGAAGAGGAUUUACGAACUCGCUAACCGAAUUGGGUUGGUGAGAAAUGUCCAUGUUGCAACUGCUUUGAUUGGCAUGCUCCUGAAUUUCAAUGAAAUUGGUCUUGCUCGUGAGAUUUUUGACAGAAUGCCUGAACGGGAUAUCGUGGCAUGGACUGCCAUGAUUACUGGAUACAUCCAUCUUGGAUACCAUUGUGAAGCUUUGCAAAUUUUCAGAGAGAUGAGAUUGGGAGAUGAGAAACCAAAUUCGAUCACAGUUCUGAGCUUGAUUUCGGCUUGUGGAUACACAAUCCAUGCUUUAAUAAUAAAACUGGGAUUGGGUUUCUCUGUUGAGGUGGAGACAGCAAUCUUAGACAUGUAUGCGAAGAGUGGGGAUCUCGCAAUGGCCCUCAGUCUAUUCGACAGUAUGUCGCAGAAGAGUUUGGUCUCAUGGACUGCAAUGGUUGAUGGAUAUGCAGAAAACAAGUUUCCCCAUGAAGCGAUUUCAUUAUUUCGUCAAAUGCUGAAAUUUCCAGACCUCAAGCCAGACACCGUUGUGACAAUGAGCGUGAUUCAAGCUUGUGCCCAGCUGGGUUCUUUGAAUUGCGGAGAGAUGAUUCAUGGGUAUGUUCUCCAACAUGGGUUUGAAUCUGAAUUACCAGUUGAAACUGCUCUAGUCGAUAUGUAUGCGAAAUGCGGUAACAUAAAUGCUGCACAAAUGGUUUUCAAUAGAAUUCAAGAUCCAAGCAUGGUCACAUGGAGUGCAAUGAUUUCAGGCUAUGGAUUUCAUGGGCUGGGAUGUAGAUCUCUUGAUCUUUUUGAGCAGAUGAAGACAGUGGGAUUCAUGCCUGAUGAAGCUGCAUUCCUGAGUGUUUUAUCUGCUUGUAGCCAUUCGGGUCUCGUUUAUGAGGGAAGGGAGUGUUUUGAAUCGAUGGUUCAAAUGCAUGGCAUGACGCCCAAUGUGAAGCAUUAUGCCUGCAUGGUUGAUCUCCUCGGGCGGGCUGGGCUGAUAGUCGAGGCAUGUGGCCUCAUCGAAGGGAUGUCCGUCGAGCCGGAUGCGAAUGUAUGGGGAGCCUUGCUGUCGGCUUGUAGAGUCAAAGGGAAUGUGGGGGCUGCUGAGCUGGCAUGUAGGAGUCUGUGUGAGUUGGGUGCUGAUAAUGCAGACUACAAUGUCCUUAUAGCUAAUGUAUAUGCAGGUUUUGGGAGAUGGGAUGAGGUGUCUAAGGUCAGAUCUGGUAUGAGAAGAAAGGGAGAGGGAAAAACACCAGGUUGCAGCUUUGUUGAAGUGAAUUGCAAGAUGCAUGCCUUUGUUGCAGGAGAUAGAUCUCACCCUCAAUCCAAAGACAUAUAUGCAAUGUUGGAGAAUGUUCAUGCUCUUGCCGGUGAUGAACGGUGA
Messenger RNA from Magnolia sinica, 1830 nucleotides. Its product is annotated as pentatricopeptide repeat-containing protein At3g12770-like. The coding region runs from base 1 to 1830 and encodes 609 amino acids. The transcript has a single exon. The record is from RefSeq and is a predicted model, not a curated record. Gene Ontology annotation, biological process: RNA modification. Lineage: Eukaryota; Viridiplantae; Streptophyta; Magnoliopsida; Magnoliales; Magnoliaceae. Gene Ontology annotation, molecular function: RNA binding; protein binding.